Vollenhovia emeryi is the source of this 2843-nucleotide messenger RNA. Its product is annotated as serine protease snake-like. The transcript is spliced from 6 exons. NCBI's taxonomy places the organism in Eukaryota, Metazoa, Arthropoda, Insecta, Hymenoptera, Formicidae. The record is from RefSeq and is a predicted model, not a curated record. Gene Ontology annotation, molecular function: serine-type endopeptidase activity. The coding region runs from base 1412 to 2554 and encodes 380 amino acids. Gene Ontology annotation, biological process: proteolysis.
GGCCUACUCUCUAGGCGGGCGUCUCACCAAUUCAACCACUGAGGCAUGUUGUAGUAAUUUAUUAUAAGUUCUAUAAAUCUUCUAAGUGUUGCGAGUCACAAUCGUUAACGCGUCCGCACGCUACCGAGUCCACCAGUCGAAUCCGCCUCUGGCAGAUCUCGUUUCCCGGAAUCCGUCGGCGGGCAUCGUGUCCUUCGAAAAACUCAAGCCCUUCGAAUUCGUUUAAUAAUUACCAUCCGACUCGAGUUUGUUUUUCCAUCCAUGUAUUUGUCGGGCUGUUUUUCUAUUCGAGUCGUGUAUGCGUGUGUGUCUGUAUACGUCUGUGUCCCGAAAUAAUAAUCUGUGGUCUUGAACUCGAACGGAUUUUUAGCGGAAUGUGUGACCAUAGGCGAUUUUUUGGCGACUGUUUGGUACAUAUACCAAAGUGUACCAGAUUGUACACUCAUUGUCAGCCUCACGAAUACCUUUAUAUCUGAAGGAAGACGCUCAAGGUAUCCAAGAGAAAAAUUUAUUUUAAUAAAAUGAAUUUUUCUAUCGAAAUAUAUUGAACUUAACGACUAUUUUCAGAUGUAAAAGCAUUCGUCACGUCAAGUGUACACUCUGGUACACCUUGAUACACACAUAUGUAGCAAACAAUCGCAAAAAAUCGCCUAAUAUAAUUGCCACAAAAGUACCAAAAACAUAUUUGAAAAAAAACAAAUUGCAAAAUAAAUGAAUAUCUCUUAAAAAAAUUUUUUAAUUUUACAAGUACUUAUAUGUAUAGUUUAAAAAAGGAGGGUGCAGCUUCAAUUUGUAUAAAAUAAUUUUGAUGAAAGGAUCAGCUUGUGUAUUUAAAAAUCCUAUUUUGACGCUUUAAAAUAAUGAGUCAUAAGGGAGUGCUCGAACGAGUGCAUCGUGCAUCAUGCGUGAUGCACAGGUACUUUACCCGCGUAAUAUAUGUACAUACAUACAUACAAUGUAGAGAAUAGUGAAAUAAUUACGAAUUGGGCAAACCACACAUGCGACAUUCGUGGAACGUCGCGUGAUUUAUGUUGCGUUGCGCGCAAUAUACGAUAGUGAUCAAAGCUCCCGUACGGGCGUCAGUGUUUCUACACAUUUCUACCGCUUCUGUGAUGACUAUACCGGAUCACAUUCGCAUCGCGUGGCGUCAGUCGUCAGUCGUCAGUCGUCAGCCGAGUCGCCAGUCGAGUCGCCAGUCGAGUCUCGAACUUCGAGCCGCAAAUCUAGUAGCGCGUCGCGACAAGUACUAGUUUUCUUUUUACAUCAUUAGAGUCGAAAUUUCUGGAAGAAAACAUCAUCUGAUGUCUUUGAAAAUAAGCCAUCUAUUUAGGCAGUGAACCACUCAAAUAAAAAAUUUAUCCCGUCAAGUCAAAUUAAUGUGUCUAACAUUAUAAAUCAUCGUGUACUGAAGAUGGAUUUCAACUUGAUUCUCAUCGUCCUUUUGUUCAAAGUUUUUACACAUGGCUUACCAGUGGAAGAGGAACUUUUCGAGGGCAGUUACUGCAAAACGGAGGACGGCAAGGCAGGCGUGUGCAAAAAGAUAUACGAAUGUCCAUCCAGGCUACAAGAGGUAAAGGAAGGUAGAAGAAGUUCGAGUUCGUUGGGACGUUGCGGCUUUGAGGACUUCACGGAAAUCGUUUGCUGUCAGUUCAAUAUUACGGAUAAGAUAGGGCUUCGACCAGCAGAGAUAGCAUGUCGCCAGUACGAGAACGAGAUUGGGACCGGAACCAACGACAAGGCGAGAAAGGACACGGCUGAGGUGCAGUUCAACAUAUACGGCGGCAUGCAAACCGAACGCGGGGAAUUCCCGUAUAUGGUUGCUCUAGGGUACGAGAACGAAGACAAGGACGACGACAAUUCGGAAGCUAUCAAGUACAACUGCGGUGGCACGUUAAUUUCCUCGCAAUACGUGCUGACCGCUGCGCACUGCGUUAAUAAUGUACAGGAGCAAGUGCCGAUAGAGGUGAGAGUCGGCAGCGAAGAUCUGAGGAGCGUUGAGGAUGCUCAACGAAUUCGCAUAAGCAACGUAAUAUCGCAUCCGCAAUAUAAGCGUAGCGUCAAUUACAACGACGUGGCUAUUUUGAAAUUAACUAAGCCCGUAAAAACGGCUAGCAACGUACGGCCGAUCUGUAUCCAAACGAAAUCUUUAGACUCCAUGAAUGAACAAUCGAACGCAACAUUUAUCGUAAUUGGCUGGGGCGCUACCGACUUCGACGAGGAAGGCAGUACCAAAUUGAUGAAGACACCAAGUCUCAGUCUCGUAGACAGAGAAUCUUGCGGAAAAUCGUUCAACGGCUUUAGCAAGUUACCCCAAGGUUUAGACGAUAAUAUGUUGUGCGUAUUGGAUACCAAUGUCUCAAGAAGAGCGGACGCUUGUCACGGAGAUAGCGGUGGACCUUUGUUGAUGCUCGCCGGACCUAGUCAGAGCAUCGUGGGAGUCACGGCUUUUGGGCAAAACUGUGGGGGACCUAUACCGGGAGUGUAUACAGCGGUGUAUUCCUACCUGGAGUGGAUAGAGAAACAAGUCUGGCCAGAAAUUAUCAGUGAAUUAUAACGGGAUCGCUUUUCGUUUCGACUCGAGACUCCGUUCAGUGACUCAGCAACGUGAAACGUGACGUAAUUUUAAUAAUUUAAAACGACUUUGUGGUGUUGUUACGUAUGGUUAUUACGAUAUCUAGUCUGAAGCUAUGCGUGUACUCGUUGUUAGCCUAUGCAGCAUUUAUUGUUUCAAUUCCUAUCUUGCGAUGCGCUUUAGCCAAUUUUAUACUUUUAUAUACAUAUUCUGCUCUCGAAUAAUAUAACAUUCUGAAUAUAUACGUGCUUGAAUAAAACGUGAAUAUUCA